AUGGUUUUGUUUGCGGUGUACAACACGCUCUAUACCAGGUUUGGGAAAGUGAUUGAAGCCGAUGUGAGUUUCGAGUCUCUGUUCCGCUCAUUCGACCCCGAGGUGCAGUUCCAGUAUUUCAAGUCGUUCCGUCGCGUUCGCAUCAGCUUCAGCGACGCUCUGGCCGCGGCUGAAGCUCGACUGCGGCUUCACAAGAGCGACUUCCACGGCAAAGAGAUGCGCCUCUACUUCGCACAGUGCACGCCACAGUCCACGCCACAGCCCACGCCACAGUCCACGCCACAGCCCACGCCACAGUCCACGCCACAGCCCACGCCACAGUCCACGCCACCACAGCCCACGCCACAGCCCACGUCACAGCUCACGUCACAGCCCACGCCACAGUCCACGCCACAGUUCACGCCACAGCCCACGUCACAGCCCACGUCACAGCCCACGUCACAGCCCACGCCACAGCCCACGCCACAGCCCACGUCACAGUCCACGCCACAGUUCACGCCACAGCCCACGCCACAGCCCACGCCACAGCUCACGUCACAGCCCACGACACAGCCCACGCCACAGCCCACGUCACAGCCCACGCCACAGCCCACGCCACAGCCCACGUCACAGCCCACGCCACAGUCCACGCCACAGGUCACGUCACAGCCCACAGCCACAGCUCACGCCACAGCCCACGUCACAGCCCACGCCACAGCCCACGCCACAGCCCACGCCACAGCCCACGCCACAGCUCACGCCACAGCCCACGCCACAGCCCACGCCACAGUCCACGUCACAGCCCACGUCACAGCCCACGCCACAGCCCACGUCACAGCCCACGCCACAGCCCACGCCACAGCCCACGCCACAGCUCACGUCACAGCCCACGCCACAGCCCACGCCACAGCCCACGUCACAGUUCACGUCACAGCCCACGCCACAGCCCACGCCACAGUCCACGCCACAGCUCACGCCACAGUCCACGCCACAGCCCACGCCACAGCUCACGUCACAGCCCACGUCACAGCCCACGCCACAGCCCACGUCACAGCCCACGCCACAGCCCACGCCACAGCCCACGCCACAGCUCACGUCACAGCCCACGCCACAGCCCACGCCACAGCCCACGCCACAGUCCACGUCACAGCCCACGUCACAGCCCACGCCACAGCCCACGUCACAGCCCACGCCACAGCCCACGCCACAGUCCACGCCACAGCUCACGCCACAGUCCACGUCACAGCCCACGCCACAGCCCACGCCACAGCCCACGCCACAGCCCACGUCACAGCCCACGCCACAGCCCACGCCACAGCCCACGCCACAGCCCACGUCACAGCCCACGCCACAGCCCACGCCACAGUCCACGCCACAGCUCACGCCACAGUCCACGCCACAGCCCACGCCACAGCCCACGUCACACAGCCCACGCCACAGCCCACGCCACAGCACACGCCACAGCCCACGCCACAGUCCACGCCACAGCCCACGUCACAGCCCACGCCACAGCCCACGCCACAGUCCACGCCACAGCCCACGCCACAGCCCACGUCACAGUCCACGCCACAGCCCACGCCACAGCCCACGCCACAGCCCACAGCUCACGCCACAGUCCACGCCACAGUCCACGCCACAGCCCACGCCACAGCCCACGCCACAGCUCACGCCACAGCCCACGUCACAGCCCACGCCACAGUCCACGCCACAGUUCACGUCACAGCCCACGCCACAGUUCACGUCACAGCCCACGCCACAGCCCACGCCACAGCCCACGCCACAGCCCACGCCACAGCCCACGCCAUAGCUCACGCCACAGUCCACGUCACAGCCCACGUCACAGCCCACGCCACAGCCCACGUCACAGCCCACGCCACAGCCCACGCCACAGCCCACGCCACAGCCCACGUCACAGCCCACGCCACAGCCCACGCCACAGCCCACGUCACAGUUUACGUCACAGCCCACGCCACAGCCCACGCCACAGCCCACGCCACAGUCCACGUCACAGCCCACGCCACAGUUCACGUCACAGCUCACGCCACAGCCCACGUCACAGUUUACGUCACAGCCCACGCCACAGCCCACGCCACAGCCCACGCCACAGCCCACGCCACACCCACGCCACAGUUCACGUCACACAGCCCACGCCACAGCCCACAGCCCACGCCACAGUCCACGUCACAGCCCACGUCACAGCCCACGCCACAGCCCACGUCACAGCCCACGCCACAGCCCACGCCACAGCCCACGCCACAGCCCACGUCACAGUUCACGUCACAGCCCACGCCACAGUCCACGCCACAGCUCACGCCACAGUCCACGCCACAGCCCACAGCCCACGCCACAGCCCACGCCAUAGCUCACGCCACAGUCCACGUCACAGCCCACGUCACAGCCCACGCCACAGCCCACGUCACAGCCCACGCCACAGCCCACGCCACAGUCCACGCCACAGCUCACGCCACAGUCCACGCCACAGCCCACGCCACAGCCCACGUCACAGCCCACGCCACAGUCCACGCCACAGCCCACGCCACAGUCCACGCCACAGCCCACGCCACAGCUCACGUCACAGCCCACGCCACAGUCCACGGCACAGCCCACGCCACAGCUCACGCCAAGCCCACGCCACAGCCCACGCCACAGCCCACGCCACAGCCCACGCCACAGUCCACGUCACAGCCCACGUCACAGCCCACGCCACAGCCCACGUCACAGCCCACGCCACAGCCCACGCCACAGUUCACGUCACAGCCCACGCCACAGUUCACGUCACAGCCCACGCCACAGCCCACAGCCCACGCCACAGUCCACGUCACAGCCCACGUCACAGCCCACGCCACAGCCCACGUCACAGCCCACGCCACAGCCCACGCCACAGCCCACGCCACAGCCCCACGUCACAGUUCACGCCACAGCCCACGCCACAGUCCACGCCACAGCCCCACGUCACAGUUCACGUCACAGCCCACGCCACAGCCCACGCCACAGUCCACGCCACAGCUCACGCCACAGUCCACGCCACAGCCCACAGCCCACGCCACAGCCCACGCCAUAGCUCACGCCACAGUCCACGUCACAGCCCACGUCACAGCCCACGCCACAGCCCACGUCACAGCCCACGCCACAGCCCACGCCACAGUCCACGCCACAGCUCACGCCACAGUCCACGCCACAGCCCACGCCACAGCCCACGUCACAGCCCACGCCACAGUCCACGCCACAGCCCACGCCACAGUCCACGCCACAGCCCACGCCACAGCCCACGUCACAGCCCACGCCACAGUCCACGCCACAGCCCACGCCACAGCUCACGCCAAGCCCACGCCACAGCCCACGCCACAGCCCACGCCACAGCCCACGCCACACCCACACGCCACAGCCCACGCCACAGCCCACGGCACAGCCCACGUCACAGCACACGUCACAGUCCACGCCACAGCCCACGCCACAGCCCACGCCACAGCACACGCCACAGUCCACGUCACAGCCCACGCCACAGCUCACGCCACAGCUUACGCCACAGCUCACGUCACAGCCCACGCCACAGCCCACGUCACAGCCCACGCCACAGCCCACGUCACAGCCCACGCCACAGCCCACGUCACAGCCCACGUCACAGUCCACGUCACAGUCCACGCCACAGCCCACGCCACAGCCCACGUCACAGUCCACGUCACAGCUCACGUCACAGCCCACGCCACAGCCCACGCCACAGCUCACGCCAUAGCUCACGCCACAGUCCACGCCACAGUUCACGUCACAGUCCACGUCACUGCCCACGCCACAGCUCACGCCACAGCCCACGCCACAGCCCACGCCACAGCCCACGCCACAGUCCACGCCACAGCUCACGCCACAGUCCACACCACAGCCCACGCCACAGCCCACGUCACAGCUCACGUCACAGCCCACGUCACAGCGCACGUCACAGUCCACGCCACAGCCCACAGCCCACGCCACAGCACACGCCACAGCCCACGCCACAGUCCACGCCACAGCCCACAGCACACGCCACAGCCCACGCCACAGCCCACGCCACAGCCCACGCCACAGCCCACAGCCCACGCCACAGCCCACGCCACAGCUCACGCCACAGCCCACGCCACAGCCCACAGCCCACGCCACAGCCCACGCCACAGUCCACGCCACAGCCCACGUCACAGCACACGUCACAGCCCACGUCACAGCACACGGCGGCGCAGGGCGGGGAGCGGGGAACGGUGA
This is a messenger RNA of Knipowitschia caucasica, 4209 nucleotides long. Lineage: Eukaryota; Metazoa; Chordata; Actinopteri; Gobiiformes; Gobiidae. The record is from the annotation of a GenBank genome assembly.